GCCACAGUUUCUCUGCAUAAUGCAAUGAACGUUUCCGGCAACCUCUGCGAUGUUACUUCGGGCAUCUCAGCUGGGACUGCGGGUGUCGCGGGGGCUCCUGUUCUUCAUCUUCUACAGCCUCCGACAGCUGGAAUAUUCCUUUCCGGCUACUAUCCCCUUCCUCACUCCACGCCAACUGCCACACAGCCUAUGUGA
Protopolystoma xenopodis is the source of this 195-nucleotide messenger RNA. NCBI's taxonomy places the organism in Eukaryota, Metazoa, Platyhelminthes, Monogenea, Polystomatidea, Polystomatidae. The record is from the annotation of a GenBank genome assembly.